Messenger RNA from Penicillium brevicompactum, 1221 nucleotides. RefSeq lists its product as uncharacterized. The coding region runs from base 1 to 1221 and encodes 406 amino acids. NCBI's taxonomy places the organism in Eukaryota, Fungi, Ascomycota, Eurotiomycetes, Eurotiales, Aspergillaceae. The record is from RefSeq and is a predicted model, not a curated record. Gene Ontology annotation, molecular function: RNA binding. The transcript has 5 exons.
AUGUUCAUUGGUGGUUUGAACUGGGAAACUACAGAUCAAUCUCUCCGUGAUUAUUUUUCUCAAUUCGGCGAAGUUCACGAAUGUACCGUUAUGCGUGACAGUGCUAGUGGCCGCUCUCGUGGCUUCGGCUUUUUGACCUUCCGUGACCCUAAGACUGUGAAUACUGUUAUGGUGAAGGAACACUAUCUGGAUGGAAAGAUUAUUGAUCCCAAGCGUGCUAUUCCUCGUGAUGAGCAAGAGAAGACCUCUAAGAUCUUCGUUGGUGGUGUUAGCCAGGAGGCAACCGAGCAAGAUUUCAAGCAGUUCUUUAUGCAGUUCGGACGCGUUGUGGAUGCUACUCUCAUGAUUGACAAGGACACCGGCCGCCCCCGUGGAUUUGGCUUCGUUACAUUCGACAGCGAGGCUGCCGUUGAGAAGACUCUCGCUCGUCCCCUGGACAUCCUUGGAAAGCCCAUUGAGGUGAAGAAGGCUCUUCCCCGUGGCAACUUGCGUGAUCAGAACAAUGAUCAGCGUGGUGGUCAACGCAACGGUGGAUUCCGUGACCAAAACCAGAACGACGGAGGCCAGCAGCAGGCGCCCCAGCAGGGACAAGGCAGCAGCAUGACCCCCCCAGAUGAUGGCCCAAUACUGGCAGCGCAUGCAGCACAGCAAAUGCAAGCAAUGCAGAUGCGCCAGCAGCAACAGCAGAUGGGCGCCCAGCAGCAAGGUAGCAUGAGCCCUGGCGGAGCCCAGAGUCCCGGUGUCCAGCAGCCCAUGCCCAACAUGAUGAACGCCGCCAUGAUGCAGCAGAACCCCGCCGCCGCCGCCGCCGGUGCCGGAAACGACAAUGCCAGCCCAGGUCCCAACGCCGCCGCCCAGCAGGCCGGACAGCCCGGACCCGGCUACAACGCCCAUGAACAGCUUGCCUUCGAGCAGCAGAAGUACGAACAGCAGCAGGCCCACCGCACAAUGGAUCCCCGCGGUUUCUCGCCCUACCAGCAACAGGGAGGCCCUACAUCUUGGGAGGGAAUGUACGACGAGGUUCCCCAGCCCCACGUCCCAGGAGGACCGUCAGGUAUGCGACGCAUUGGAAGUUCAGGGCGCGGAAAUACCCCCCAGCCGCAGAGCACCGCUCCUGCCAACGCCCCCACCGGUCCCCGUAACGCUGGCAAGCCCGGCGCAAACUACCGUGGUGGUCGUGGAGGCGGUAGUCACCGCGGUUACCACCCUUACCAGCGCUAA